Ceratosolen solmsi marchali is the source of this 722-nucleotide messenger RNA. It is a transcript of the gene Elp6, whose product is annotated as Elongator complex protein 6. The transcript is spliced from 3 exons. Gene Ontology annotation, biological process: tRNA wobble uridine modification. Gene Ontology annotation, cellular component: elongator holoenzyme complex. The record is from RefSeq and is a predicted model, not a curated record. Lineage: Eukaryota; Metazoa; Arthropoda; Insecta; Hymenoptera; Agaonidae. The coding region runs from base 289 to 654 and encodes 121 amino acids.
UUAAAAGUCGGUACGUUUUAAACACUAUUCCGCCAUUCAAGAAAUGGAUUACUGUGUUCCAGGUAUUAUUAUUCAGCUGUGUGUUAUGUAUUCGGCGAACAAAAUUAAUUUAUUUAAAUUGUCUUUCAAUUAUAACGUAUUUUCAAACCUUUCAUAAGUAAUUUUGUACUUGAGGUUAAUCCUUCAGUUAUUCUUUUUACACUACGUUACAUAAUUUAUCAAUACUAUGAUUUAUCUACUUAAAUAAAAGUUUUUAAUUAAAACUUUAUAAGCACGUGAACAAUAUAAAUGACAAUGGAAGAAGUGCGGGAAACUAUUGAUAUUGAUAAAAUUGAUUUGAGUAAUAAUUUAGUAUUUAUUGAAGAACAUCACAAUGCCGAUGCAAAUUUCGUACUUCAUGCAAUUAUAUCACAUUGUAGGGAUAAAAAUCAUGGUAUCUGCUUUGUUUUAUUUCACAAUACAUUUUCACACUUUUAUAAUGUUGGAAUGAAACUUGGAUAUAACCUUAAUCAACUGCAAGGUUCAAAUACCAGAAUAGUCGAACCGCUUAAUAUUAUAUACAAAAAUAUUCAAAAUGAGAAUAAUGCAUAUUGUACCAAUAAUAAAGCACCAGAAUUUAAUAUAAAAAAUAAAAGAAUUAGAUUGAUGAUAUGAGUCACUUGUUUGAUAUUGGCCUAAAUAUCGAAGAUGUUUGGCUUUUUAUUAGAUAUAUAAGAUCAUUU